AACGUCAUGAGCGUCUUACUGCCCAACAUGGCGGACUUUGAUACCAUUUAUGAGUUAGAAGAGGAAGACGAGCGUAUAGUGAGUGAAGAGCACCUCUCCAGAUACUGCCCCGAGCCCGUGGUCAUGCGAGGGGCUGGACACAUCACCGUGUUUGGACUGAGCAACAAAUUUGACACAGAAUUCCCUUCUGUUCUUACAGGAAAGGUUGCACCAGAAGAGUUUAAGACAAGUAUCAGCCGAGUGAAUGCUUGCCUGAAGAAGAACCUGCCAAUAAAUGUGAAAUGGCUUCUCUGCGGCUGCCUGUGUUGUUGCUGUACUGUAGGCUGCAGUCUAUGGCCUGUCAUAUGCCUCAACAAGAGGACACGAAGAUCCAUUCAAAAAUUGUUAGAAUGGGAAAACAACCGAUUAUAUCACAAGCUGGGACUACACUGGAAACUCAGCAAAAGAAAAUGUGAGAGUAAUAACAUGAUGGAAUAUGUAAUUCUUAUAGAAUUCUUACCCAAAUACCCUAUAUUCAGACCUGACUGAGAGGACUGCUGGGGGAUGCUGGUGAAUGGCUCCUCACUCCUCUUCUUAGUGCCUUGUAUAUAUGUUGGAUUGAGGGUCUUCACAGGUGUCUCUAGGUGACCCCUUUUUCUCCCAGUACCUUGUACAGUAGAAUUCGCAACACUGUCACUUUGCUUUAGAGCAGAUUUUGCACAUUUCCUGAUGUAGUAGAAAUGCUCCUGUGAAACACACUCAGAUGUUUUUGUUACAUAAAAAAAAAAUACUGUUUAAAAGUGCAUUUACCCCAAAGAGCCAUCUGUCCUCCCCACCUCCCACAUGUGAUGUUGGUAAAAACAAGGCACCUGAACGUGUCUACUUGCCUUAUGUUAAAAAUCAAGCUUUUUUAAAUUGGAGGUGCACAUGUGGGUGGCAGAAAAUGCGUAAAAUGUUUUGUAGAUUCAAGUGUGUCGGGGUUCUUUGCAGUUAAUGGAAUGGGUAGGAUGUUUUAAAGUAGCUGUAAUAUUUGUCAGCAUGGUAUUUUUUCCUGCACUUUGGUGAUUGCCCUCUAUACAAGGGAAGGUUAAAUAAACUGACCAGUAAAUAUCAUUUUUGGACAAGAUGUACAGCGUGGUAUGCCAUGUUUACAUAUUGUAAUUUAGCCGGUGAUUAGUUUUCCGCCAAUAUAUUAUUGUAACAUAGUUUGUUUAUAAACUGCGUCUCUGUAACUUUCCAAUUUAUAUGGACCCGUUUACCUAGUAAGCCAUAAAACGUAUGUACUACAUGCCAGUCGAGUUAGGGCUGAAAAUUGCACUUGAGCACAUGUGGACAUCAGGCUUUUCGUUGAUUGUCCAUGAGAGUUUUUUUAUGUUAUGUGUACUGAAAGGACAAAAUUGGUGUGUUAAAGACAGUUUGCCAAUUAAAAUUUAUCAAGAACAUUGUCAAUGAUUUCAAAGUGAAAUUCUUCCGUUUUAUUUAUAUUGGAAACAUUAUUUUAAGCCCUGUACCCAUUUCCUUUGUUACUUUUUCACAAUGUAGCUUUAUCGUCACGUUGCUGUUUUUAGUUGACAUCCACUGAUGCUGUGUUUUUUUUUUUUUUCUUGUGGAUCAUGCUUUCUCCUCUUGUUGCACUUGGCUCGUUUUAUGUCCCUGUUCUGUUCUUUUUUCCUAAAUUGUAGUCAGCCUGCUGCAUUAGAGUGCCUCUGGAACUGCUGAUAAAGUUUGGAGAGAGCUGUGCUUGAGAACACUUAUACCUUGCCUAAUCUUAUGGGGAGAGAGAAAUCUUCCCUCAGUAUUCGUCCUACUACAGAGUACCUGUAAAUGUUUGUCUUUACCUAAUUCUAUGGAAAGCGUAAAUAAAUUCUUGAUUAUCA
Molecule: messenger RNA, 1856 nt
Organism: Pygocentrus nattereri (red-bellied piranha)
Lineage: Eukaryota; Metazoa; Chordata; Actinopteri; Characiformes; Serrasalmidae
Gene: chic1
Product: cysteine-rich hydrophobic domain 1
Exons: 6
Coding region: 7-528 (173 amino acids)
Source: RefSeq, a predicted model, not a curated record